Pieris macdunnoughi is the source of this 2310-nucleotide messenger RNA. Lineage: Eukaryota; Metazoa; Arthropoda; Insecta; Lepidoptera; Pieridae. The record is from the annotation of a GenBank genome assembly.
AUGUUUGAGCACUCGAUAAAAGUACCAAGACAUUUCAAAAUAUCUGCAAAUAUUGUAAAGAAAGUAGCCACUGAAGGUGGUAGCGUGAAAAACCUGCUAUACGACAGUAAACUCCGAUUUUUCAGAACUAAUGUCAUAUAUGCGCUCAUAACGGAAACAAUUAAACAUUCUGGCGAUGUAGACAAACUAUUUGAAGCGACGGGUAUUUUAACUAAAGAGCCACGCUUAGACCCAUGGCUGGCCAAAGUUAUCGCUACAGAAUUAAUUUUUGGCAAAAAGGAACUACCAGGUCGUAGUAAACCCGAGGAAACAAUCCUCAGCUAUAAAGAGCUAUUUGAAAAAGUACCCCUACCACCAGUUGAAGUUAAGUCUGAAGGUAAUUUUCUAUUUAUUUAUUUCAGAUAUAAAAACCUGCUUCCGGCUGCAACAAUGGCAGAAAGCACUGAAAAGGGACCCCUUAUACCAAGACAUACUCAACAAGCUGCAUAUGCAUUAGCUAUAUUAUUUUUAUACAGUAUUGCAAUGUUUACCCUGCCUUUUGUUGCAUUUUUCGGUGUUAGACAUAUUUUGUCAGAGUAUUAUCCUGUUGAUACAUUUAUGAGGACUGUCUGGUCAGUUGUAUCUGCUGUUGUUGUAGUUAAUAGUAUUAUAUUUCUGUAUGCAUAUAAGGCAUAUCAUGAAAAAGAAUAUGAUGAGCAUGGUAAUGAAAUUGACCAGCAUUCUUACCCACCAGCCCAAAAAGAAGCUGAAAAAAUCCGUCGGCCUAGGUAUGUGAGAAUCAACACUAACCUGCUCACAACCUCCGAUGCGAUUGGAGCCUUCCAAGACGAGGGUUAUAAAUUCAUACGAUGUACAUCUGGGUCUUAUGAUGACUACUUAAAACAAAUACAGGGUUUAACAGAAUAUGACUUUACCCAAGACUAUCAUGUUAAAACAAUGUUUGUAUUUCACCCAAAUACUAAGUUUCAUGAUUAUGACUUGUAUUUGGAAAACAAACUUAUACUUCAGGAUAAGGCGACAGCACUCCCUGUACACUUACUGGCACCACCUCAAGGAAGUGUGAUUCUUGACAUGUGUGCUGCUCCAGGAAUGAAGACAACUCAACUUGCUGCUUAUAUAAGAAAUCAGGGGAAGAUAUACGCGGUGGAAAGAAAUGAGCAAAGAUACGAAACACUCUGCGACUUUGUGAAUAAAACUGAGUCGAAAUGUGUAACCACUAUGCAUAGGGAUUCGUUGGACAUUAAGAAGGGGGAAUGUGACGACGCUGAGUACAUAAUAUUGGACCCGAGCUGUUCUGGUUCUGGAAUGCAACUUUCUAUCCACAACUACGUCGAAGAUGUAAGACUCGCGCGUUUAACCUCAUUACAAGAGAAAUUCUUAAAGCACGCUAUGAACUCAUUUCCAAAAGCUAAAAAAAUUGUCUACAGUACUUGUUCACUCUUCCCUCAAGAAAAUGAAAGAGUAAUUUCUAAUGUCGUGAAAUCAUCCAGAGCAAAAUGGAAAGUUUUAAAUGUUAAAGAACUUCUUAAAGGAAAUUGGAAUAAUUUUGGAUCAGGAAUGUACGGUGAGAUGGGUACCAGGUGCCUAUAUUCAAAACCAGAUUCGGAUCUAACUACUGGAUUCUUUUUGGCAGUCUUAGAGAGAGAUCCAAAACAGGAGAAACCUGAAGAUGGAACAGAUAAAGAGACUAGCAAUGUGAAAAAGGAGAAAAAGAAGCGUCCAGUUGAAGAAGACUCGGUGGCGGUCGAAGCUGCUUCUGCUGAAUUAAAUGAUGAAGAAGUGUUGAAAGAUCGUAAAAAGAAGAAAAGAUCUAAAGAGGAAUGUAAUGUACAACGUUUAUCUAAUGAUAACACAAUAAAAAAUAAGAAGCACAAGGAAGCUGACUCUGAAACAAAUGAUAAUGUCGAAGAAAAUAAGUUUGAUAAUGAGGAAAGUAAAAAGUCAAAGAAAAAAAAGAAAAAGGAUCGUGAAAAUGACUUAGCAGAAGAAAUAAAUUUUGUUCCAGAUAAUAAUGUCGACGAUUCUAUUGAAGAACAAAAGAAAAAGAAAAAACGUAAAAAUAAAGAAAACGAAGUAGAAGAAAGAAAUAAAAGCAAAGAUGUGAAUACAAAUCUUGAAAAUGACUUAGCAGAAGAAAUUAGUUUCAUUCCAGAUAAUAAUGUAGAAGAUUCAAUAGUAGAAAAAAAGAAAAAGAAAAAACGUAAAAAUAAAGAAAACGAAGUAGAAGAAAGAAAUGAAAGCAUAGAUGUGAAUACAAAUGGUGACAGUUGCGAACCUGUGAAAAAGAAAAAGAAGCGCAAUAAAGAAUGA